Cottoperca gobio is the source of this 1751-nucleotide messenger RNA. RefSeq names its product heat shock protein beta-1-like. The record is from RefSeq and is a predicted model, not a curated record. The transcript is spliced from 3 exons. The coding region runs from base 478 to 1101 and encodes 207 amino acids. Lineage: Eukaryota; Metazoa; Chordata; Actinopteri; Perciformes; Bovichtidae. Gene Ontology annotation, biological process: response to heat; protein refolding; negative regulation of apoptotic process. Gene Ontology annotation, cellular component: nucleus; cytoplasm.
GCAUAACACGAGGCCGUGAUUUCUAUGGACAAAGAGCACCAGUAUGUGACAAGACUGCAGAGGCCAACGCUAAACAAACUGGCUACUCGCUGUUUCCAGAGUCAUCCUCCAACAACUUGCCACAGACACUCCAGGGAUAUAAAUAAAACAUAGUUAGCAUUAUCCUUUCCUGGUCCCAGGGCAACGGAGGAGUAACGCCCCAGCUCAUGACAUACCAAGUCAUUCUCAUCCCUUAUAUCACACUCACUGCUAGUCAAGUGCUAGAAUGAAUCAGCCGGGUAUAAAUGUGUGUGAGUAGAGCAUUACAGAUGCCAAAGCAAACUUUUCCUCGGACCUCCUGCUCACUUUCGGUUGAGAAUGAAAACACAGCUGCCCAUUGUUUAGUGCCAGGUCAUCAAUCUAGACUUGUUUGUUAGGGUGGAGCUACAGGCUUUUGCAGUUUCAACUUUCCCUUCAUUCUGAGCUUAUUUUUUGGAUAUGGGGGAACAAAAUAAAAAAUUAUCCCGUCCCAUUUUCCGACGAGAUGUGAGCUGGGAGCCUUUCCCAAACUGGACGCAGCCAAACCGAAUCUUUGCACAGGAUUUUGGCCUCCCUCCUUUCCUGGACCCCAGUGAUCUGGACUGGAUAGACUGGUCGAAGAGGAGACUGGCAUCUUUCUCCUGGCCUGGGUACACACAAAUUCCUCUUCUGCCUCCAUUCAGGGCUCAGCCUCCCGCGGCAUUGAACCAAAAAGGUCUGAGACAACUGACAAGUGGAGUGUCAGAAAUCCAAACGGGGCAGGACAGCUGGAAGAUUAACCUGGACGUCAAUCACUUCUCGCCUGAGGAAAUUACAAUCACAACCAAGGAGGGUUAUUUGCAAAUAUCAGGAAAUCACGAAGAAAGGCAGGAUGAUCAUGGAUCAGUUUCAAGGUGCUUCACGCGGAAAUACAAGCUCCCACAGGGGGUGGACUCGCAGCACAUCAGCUCUUCUUUGUCCGGUGAUGGAGUUCUGUCCGUAGAGGCUCCCGCCCCCGGGACAUCCGUCAGCGACCCAGCCAAUGAGAUUGUCAUACCUGUUCAGAUAAGAAAGGCACAGGAUGGAGAAAAGGGAAACCAGUAAGCAAGAAUUUGAAAGUACAGUCAGAUGUAACACAAGUUGUUAGUUGUGUGGCAACCUUUGUUGCACAGGCAUGAAAAAGACAAAACUGUUAUCUACUCUAACAACAAGCUUGUUUCCUGCUUUAAGACAUUGAUACUGAAAUGCAUCGUCACCAGUAAAAUGUCACAAUCAAAAUCAAAUGCAGACUCAUCAAUAUAACGCAGAACCGACUCUGAAAAUAAGGAAUUAUUUUUGCUCGUCAAAGCUUAUAAAAGGAUUUGUAUGAGCUUUCAUUCCUAACAACAUGCCAUCAUUUGUUCAUGCACUUCUAAUAUUUUAAUAAUAUAAAUAAAUACAUUUUAGCAGUUGUAGUUGUGACCUAGUAGACAGACAAUACUGGCCAAGAAUGGAUGGUGAAAAUGAACUAUUUAUAUCUAAACAGUUUAUUUACUUUUGUAUGCUUCUGUGACAAAUAGCAAUAUAAUCAAUAAUUAAUUUGGUUGAAUUUUAUUUUGCUUUUGAGAAAAGAGAAACACUAAAAAAGCUUUAGCACAGAUUGAUUGUGUGUGUUUGUCCUAAAAGUUGUAUGUUGUAUAACCAGCCUGAUGAAGCUGUUCUGAUAUAUAAUCUUCCACAAAUGUAUUAAAAAGCUUUUGCCAUAUAAAUAAAAA